AUGAAUAGAAAAAUUUUUAAAUCACUUCUUAUUAUUUUUCUCAUUCAUUUGUUAGCAUUAAAUAUUGAUGCUAGAUACAAAUAUCAUCAAAAAUCUUCUAAAACAUGUACUAUCACUGAUAUUAGCAAUGCAACAGUGACAAGCACGACACUCUGUUCAACUGGAACACCUAGUUCUAGUGCUUGUCCUGAAUGCCGGCAAGUACCCGAUGAUUGCAAAGAAUGUGAACGCAAAACGACAGUAACUUGUACACCUACUACAAUUGUUUGUGCUUCUACACCUACAUGUCUUCCUGAUGGAUCACCAUGUACCUCCAACUCGCAAUGUUGCAAUUCUAAUGUCGGUGGUUGCUGUCCUUAUGCAUCUAUCCCUAAUACUUGUUGUAACUUUUCACCACCCACAAAAUGA
Molecule: messenger RNA, 408 nt
Organism: Cetraspora pellucida
Lineage: Eukaryota; Fungi; Glomeromycota; Glomeromycetes; Diversisporales; Gigasporaceae
Source: the annotation of a GenBank genome assembly